This is a messenger RNA of Haliotis rufescens (red abalone), 2420 nucleotides long. Its product is annotated as putative gustatory receptor 28b. The transcript has 4 exons. The record is from RefSeq and is a predicted model, not a curated record. Gene Ontology annotation, biological process: sensory perception of taste. Gene Ontology annotation, cellular component: membrane. Lineage: Eukaryota; Metazoa; Mollusca; Gastropoda; Lepetellida; Haliotidae. Bases 950 to 2161 code for a protein of 403 amino acids.
GCACGAAUACAUGCACGUAAUUACCUCUGGCUCGAUUAGAUAAUUAACUGCGGUACUGCCAUCCGGUGCACCUUCUCACAGGCUGCAGAUAAUGACACAUAGCCCAGUUCAUGUCAACGAUAGGACUUAAGAAAUCACUGACAGGACUUUAUGUCAUACCCAAGUUCAUGUUAACAGUACUAAACACGAUGUUGUUCCCACGUGUUCAACGAGUGGACGUGAGGAAGCUCGAAUACAACUAUCAGUCAAACCAGAUUUCACGGUAGAUGCUGCUCCCCUGCAGCUCAGACGAUGAAACGUUCCUCUUGAAUGUGUACCUGAAGAUUCUAACCAAUCAAUGUGUACCUGAAGAGUCUAGCCAAUCAAUGUGUACCUGAAGACUCUAACCAAUCAAUGGCUCUUCCAUGACGCUUCAUCACCUGCAUGCAGAUAGAUGUGACAUGGGAGCUCGGUCAUCAUGUCAGCUGGAGGAUCUGUCAAUGAGAAGUGAGUGUUUGUUCCUGCGAGGAAGUAGGAGAGUUGACACAUUGCAUGCAAGAAACCACCUCAAGGAUAUGGCUGAUCCAUCGCGGGAGAUUUUAAUCCAGAGAGGCGCCUGUGUCUGUUUAACUUUGUGUCCUGCCAGUAACACUGUGUUCAAUGUUCAGAAGAAAUUAGAAUAAUUGUUGAAAGACUCGUGCUGUGAUUUGCUACAGGAACGGACCCAAGCAAAUAUUUAGCUCAGUGACUUGCGUAUGUCGGUUCUCUUAGACAAGCGGCUUGGUAGACGCAUAACGAAACUGUUCGUGAAGUCAAUCUGACGUUUUUGUUAUAACUGCACGGUUCCCAAAGACCGAGCUUGCACAUUUGGCGUGCUGACAUUCCUCUUACAGCAUUGUGGUUACAGUUGACCUAUUCUAAGGUCUAUUACCAAAUCUAUCACUGGGUAUACACACAUAUCCACCGGAUAAUGCAAGUACAUCCUUCGGCAUCUAAUAAACUUUCCAUAUCGGACGCAACGGAAAUAUGCAAGUCCGUAUUCAGUAUCCAAGCCGCGUGUUCCGAUUCCGUUGGAAACGCCAAGCAGAAACUCAAGGUGUUGCUAACUUGUCUCCGUCUCACAGGAUUCCUGUAUUACAAGCCCAAAAGGGGUGAACGCAACAGAAAGGAUUUUGUAAGUAAAAUCUAUUGUUCAACGGUCCUGCUGAUUCUGUGGAUCAACUUUGGCUUCGCGACGUUGUACUUCAAAGACAUGACUGUCUUUAAUGGAGUUCUCUGCAACGUCAUCGUCUCGACCGUCUGGUUCUUCCAAGCGGCGUGUUUUGUCACGAAUAACUUCUUCCGUUGCCACCUCGUGGAAGAUUUCCUAUACGAUCUAGACUCCUAUCUGUCCGAAGUCUCCCUCGACAUGUAUAGAUCCCUGAAGAACGCCAGCCUAGCUUUGUCCAUCUCCUAUUUCAUCUGGCUCGGAUGUGCCUUUACGUUUGGUGGGCUGGCGAAUCUGUUCGUAUCGGACUCCCCUUUUGAUGGCACAAGCUUUGGAGCUUUCGUCAUUCUUAAGAUUUUCCUAGCAAUUGUGUACUUCUAUUUCGUGUCGUCCUGGUAUCUGUUGAUGAGUCUGUUCGUCCUCCUCAGCUACAUCUUGUACCGCUCCUUUACCGACCUCAACACCCGACUGUCCAACGUUGUGAACCAAGAUGGCUGCUGUCGUGGUGACCUUGAAAUCUUUCGUUUGCAGCAUCACAGAGUCUGCCUGCUACUAGAGAAAGCCAACGCAAUCUUUUCAGUUUAUGUACUGAUUACUAUUGGAACGGUAAUUCCACUGAUCGUGUUCACGCUUUACUUCGUGAUAUUUGAGAGCAUUGAGAUGUUUAAGUUCUUCGCCGUCUGGUGGUCGGUGUCCCUAGCCGUCCUACAACUGUUGGUGGUCUUCGUCUGUGGGGCGCUCGUCAACCAUUAUGCCCAUGCCUCCCUGUGGCAAAUCUUUGGGGUUGACCUGCACAGAUUUACUUCAGAACAAAGCCAGCAGGCCUGUAUGUUUGUGAGUCAGCUGACCAGCCACCCGAUCGGCUUCACGGCGAUGGGGCUGUUUGUCAUAGACAAACCAACAAUCGUAACGUUUGUGGGCACAAUCAUCACAUACACUGUAGUCAUCAUCCAGUUCAAGCCGGGGAGCGACUGAAGUGAUGCAACGCUGUCCCUCCUCCAUCCACGUCCACGGCAUCAACAGCGGCUUCUGUGGCUUCGUCGGUUACAGCAAGUAACAACCAGAUGCGUUCACUACAUUCAUGAGGAGAACUUACUGUGUGCAUUCUGGAUCUUACCCAGGACCAAUGCUUGUUUGCUUGUUUUUAACGCCGCUUUCAGCAAUAUUCCAGCUUUAUGGUUGGUUGGUUGUUUUGUCGUUUAACGCCGCACUCAGCAAUAUUCCAGCUAUAUGA